Pristis pectinata (smalltooth sawfish) is the source of this 1372-nucleotide messenger RNA. It is a transcript of the gene cdca3, whose product is annotated as cell division cycle associated 3. Bases 131 to 925 code for a protein of 264 amino acids. Lineage: Eukaryota; Metazoa; Chordata; Chondrichthyes; Rhinopristiformes; Pristidae. The transcript has 6 exons. The record is from RefSeq and is a predicted model, not a curated record.
GUGAAAGGGGCCGGCUGUGAUUGGGUGACGGGCGGGCGGCGCGGCAGAUUUGAACGCGGGCGGACGGGCGGACGGAGGAGCCGUGCGGACCGGAGCGGAGGAACCCACCGCGCACCGUUGGGACUGGCCAAUGGGGACGUCAAGCAGCAGCUGCAUGGAGACCCCGGUGAAAGUGGUCUACAACAAGCAUCUGGGGAAUGUUCUGGACCCCCGCUCACCCACUGCCGGUAUCCUGCGCACACCUAUCGAGGUUCUGGGCAGCCCCGGUACACCCGAUGCUCGAGUGGAGCUGGACGAUGAGGAGGAGGAGGGAGAAGAGGUGUCAGGCUCGCUGGACCCCCGCUCACCUACCCCCGGAGUCAGCCGUACGCCCCUCAAACCCAGCGUGACCGACAAGUUCGGUUCCCUGACCAAGCAGCUGAGCGGGAUGUUCAUCGGCCCAGAGUCCGGGACCCAGAGAGGCGAUGGGGACCCCUCAGAGGUCAAAGGUGCUGACCAGCUGCUGGACUGUGAGGAAGAGGAGAAGGAAGAGGCAAGGGACACAGACCUCACUCCCCAACCGGGGCACCCACAGGAGGACCAAGAGGACCCAGUCAGUGCCAGGGUGUGGCUGCAGGACCAGAGACCCACCAGCAAGUUGGUGCAGCGAGAAGCUCACCCACUGUCGAACCGGGGAAGACGGAACCAGCCGGGCAGACCACAGCUGGUGUCAGCAAAGGGCCGGUGUCCCCUGCAGGUCCUCAAGGAUGACAACUCCCCAACCUGUGCACUGGCCAGGAGACAGGUGAAGGUGUCUCUAGGCUCCUCAGGCAGCCCCAGCGAACUGAUCCCCAGGACCCUCCUGAAGCUCGGACAGUCCCCGGCGGACAAGGAGAACCACAGAUCCCAGUGGCUGUCGGGAGAAGUCAGGGCCUGCCCUCCCUGACGUUGUUGGGGGGGGGGGUGUGUCACUGUGCGUCUGAGUGGGGUGGGGGAUAGGGGCGGGCUGACCUGACCCUACCCCACCAUCCUCACACCUCUCUGGAGGACAACACUAACCCUGCUCAGUCUCCCACCCUGCCGUGUUAGCUCAGCCCCGUGUCAAAGACCUUCUCCCACUGACUCACUACUCACUGCUGUAGAUAUGGAGCUUCCCACUGCCCCCAGGGUGAGAGGGGGACCUGUCCACUGCCUCUCCUGCUCCCUCGCUCUCCCUCUCUGCCAGCUCGUUUUAUCCUGUUGAAAUCGUUAAUAAAAGUGCUGUUUUAUUUUCUCCAAACUGUGUGUGUGUCAGUGCACUGGGAUGGGCCUUGCACCCACCUCAUCUGCACUGACAUCCAUGGGAAUCCCAUCGCCCUGCACCUCACCUGUUGGCUUCUGUCUCUCUCACUGG